UGGCCCGCCACGACGCUGCUAGUCGGGCCAUGGCGCGUUCGUUCGGUGGCCGCGUGCUGGUGUCGCUGACGCUGCUCGUGAUGCCUGCGGCCGUGCUAGCGGCGCUGGGCGCCCAGCUGCUGUUCCAGCUGCAAGCGGGGCGCGCGGAGCUGCGGGGCGCGGAGCCCGGGCUGCCCGCCGACGCUGCGGGGGCACUGCUGCCCCUGGCCGCUGCCCUGGCCGCGCUGGCGAUGCUGCUCGGCCUGGCGGGGGCGCUGCUUGCCGCGCUGCUCGGCCACCUGGGCUCCGAGCUGGCGGCGUCCGGCCCCGGCAGGUCUGACUGGUUUUUCCACGACUGUCGCCGCCUCAGGCACCUGGCCCUGGGGCUGUUCUGCUGCGGGGUAUCCGUCUACUUAGCAGCGCUGGCCAUCUACACCCUGCUCCUUUUCGAGAUCGAGGCAGGCGCGGCCGCCGCCUCCAUCCUGGGCUCCGGUGCGCUGCUGCUGGUGGCUGUGCUGACCCACGCUCUGCUCCGGGCCGCCCGCAGCGGCCCCCACGACCUGCCCCUGCCCAGCUCUGAGGACGAGCCCGGCCACCCUGCAGGCAUCUCCAAGGCCGACCCUGGCCCGCAGCUCCAGCAGGAUGAGGAACCCGAGGCCCCAAGAGAGGCAGUGACCCGCCAGGGGUCUCGGCUCUGAGUAUCACCUGGGUCCUGAGAACCCCACGACGCUGAUGGCCGGUACAAAUCUCACAUUGUGACCCCUGAGCUUCAGGGGCGGCGAACAGUUGAAACUCAAGCAUGGGGAGCUCAGAGCCACUGGCCAAGGCAGAAACAGGUGUAGAGGGUGGGACCCCACUCCUGGCUGGCAGCCCAUUGUGCCUCAGUUUCCUUGUUGUAAAGUGGCCCUGGAGAGGACCCACACACUCUCUCGUGGCUCCUGGCUAGUGGCCUUGUGACGCUGUGGCAGAUAGCCUGCCUGCACAACCUACAAAUAAACUCUGACCCAGCUCCGUCUGCAUCACCUGAGGAUCUCGGACCACGGGGUGAUGGGCCCAGCCUGGAGCCAAAUGACCCUGCACACCUGCUGCUGUGAGCAUGUCCAGGGCAACAGGAUGCACUGGGCUUGGACCUAGGAACAAAUGAAAAGGACAGCGCCUUCAGGACGCAGCCCUCUACCCCUGCCCAGCAAGCGCGCAGGCAGGCUGCCGGCCCCUGGAGCUUUUAUUUUGCAGCAGCCUCUCACUGUGUGGCCCAAGAUGACCUUGACCUUGCAAUCCUCCAGCCUCAGCCUCCUGAGCUGGGAUCAGUGUGCAAAUAAGGCGACUCCCCAGCACAUGCCCAGCACUGGAGCUUCUGGCCUUGGGAUGUUCCCGGGACAACCAGAUUCACAGAUAAGCGCAUGGAGGCUGGAAAACACCUGACCAGGACCCUAGGGUGUCUGGGGCGCUCUCUGGGUCGUGCAGGGGCUGGGGACUUGGGUGGGAAGCCUGAAGGGCCAACAGGCCCGUGAAGCCAGUGCUCGGGAGGCCAAAGCAAGAAAAGCCCAUCUUCAGCACAGCCUGGGCA
Molecule: messenger RNA, 1546 nt
Organism: Octodon degus (degu)
Lineage: Eukaryota; Metazoa; Chordata; Mammalia; Rodentia; Octodontidae
Gene: Tmem221
Product: transmembrane protein 221
Exons: 4
Coding region: 30-677 (215 amino acids)
Source: RefSeq, a predicted model, not a curated record